This is a messenger RNA of Asparagus officinalis (garden asparagus), 2168 nucleotides long. RefSeq names its product mitogen-activated protein kinase kinase 3. The coding region runs from base 215 to 1822 and encodes 535 amino acids. The record is from RefSeq and is a predicted model, not a curated record. Gene Ontology annotation, biological process: protein phosphorylation; MAPK cascade. NCBI's taxonomy places the organism in Eukaryota, Viridiplantae, Streptophyta, Magnoliopsida, Asparagales, Asparagaceae. Gene Ontology annotation, molecular function: MAP kinase kinase activity; ATP binding. The transcript is spliced from 12 exons.
CGUCGUGGACGCUGUCGUAUCCCUCGCCGCCUCCAACCCCGCCGCCGUCUCCUCCCUGCUCUUCUGCCCCCCUCUCCGACGCGCUCCUCCACGAGCAGGACCAGCACGCCCAGCCCGCCGCCGCCUAUCCUCGCUGUUCCAUCGUCGUCCUCGCUGUUCCAUAAGAGACAAUUGAGGCAUUGAACUGGUUUUCAGGCAGAGCAGUGAGAUUCAUAUGGCUGGUCUGGAGGAGCUGAAGAAGAAACUGGAACCAUUGUUUGAUGCAGAUGAAGGGAGUUCAGUCGGGCUCUCAUUGGAGCCAUGUGACUCAUAUAUGCCUUUCUCUUUCGCUGUAAAAUUUAUUGUUGAGACAUUUCUGGUUUUGGAGGUAUCAGAUGGUGGAACUGUUAACUUAUUGAGCAAAUCAUGUGGAGUAUACAAUUUUAAUGAGCUUGGUUUGCAAAAGCAUACAGCUGGACUAGUAGACGAGGAAACAGGUGAAACAAUGUACCGUUGUGCUUCUCAUGAAAUGCAUACAUUUGGAGCUAUAAGUCGCGGUGGAAGCAGUGUUGUUCAUAGAGCUAUUCAUAUACCAAAUCAUCGAAUUUUGGCCUUGAAGAAGAUAAACAUAUUUGAAAAGGAGAAGAGGCAACAACUUCUAAACGAAAUACGGACUCUAUGUGAAGCAUGUUGUUAUCUGGGCUUGGUUGAAUUUCAUGGGGCAUUUUAUACCCCUGGUUCAGGACAAAUUAGCAUUGCUUUGGAGUACAUGGAUGGAGGGUCACUUGCAGAUAUUCUACGAGUGCGGAAACCUAUACCAGAGCCAGUUCUUUCACAUAUGAUCAGGAAAUUGUUGAUAGGUUUAAAUUACUUGCAUGGAGUAAAACAUUUAGUUCACAGAGAUAUAAAACCGGCAAAUUUGCUUAUAAAUCUCAAGGGGGAGCCUAAGAUUACUGACUUCGGUAUAAGUGCAGACUUGGAUAAUUCUGUGGCCAUGUGUGCUACCUUUGUUGGCACCGUUACAUACAUGUCUCCUGAGAGAAUUCGAAGCGAGAACUAUUCUUAUCCAGCUGAUAUUUGGAGUCUGGGAUUAGCUAUACUCGAAUGUGGAACUGGAAAAUAUCCAUAUACAGCAAAUGAUGGACCUGCCAAUCUCAUGCUACAGAUAUUAUAUGACCUAACGCCUACACCUCCAAGAGAUGUGUUUUCCCCAGAAUUCUGUUCAUUCAUUGAUGAUUGCAUGCAGAAAGAUGCUGAUUUGAGACCGACAGCAGAACAACUUAUGUCACAUCCAUUUCUUAGGAAGUAUGAAAAUGAAAGUGUGGAUCUGGCGGCAUAUGUUCGAAGUGUUUUUGAUCCUACUCAGAGGCUGAAGGAAAUAGCAGAUAUGCUUACCAUACACUAUUACCUGCUCUUCGAUGGGGUUGACGGACUGUGGCAUCAUAUGAGAACAUUGUACACUGAGAAGUCGACUUUUAGUUUCUCAGGUAAAAUUUUCAGAGGACCAAAUGACAUAUUUGCAACCCUAUCAGAAAUCCGAAAGAAACUCGCAGGUGAGCGGCCGCGAGAAAAACUGGUUCAUGUAGUGGAGAAGCUCCACUGUCGGCCAAAUGGGGAGGAUGCCUUGACAAUCCGAGCAUCCGGAUCGUUUAUUUUGGGUACCCAUUUUAUUAUAUGCGGAAGUGGAGUGCAAGUAGAAGGGAUGCCGAACUUUGAAGAAUUGUCCCAUGACAUUGCCAGUAACCGAAUGGGUAUAUUUCAUGAGGAGUUCCAUAUGGAACCGGGAAGUGCUAUUGGAAGUUACUUCAUAGCUAAACAGGAACUUCACAUACAUGAAAAAUGAGGAUGGUCUCUUACGGCUUAUUAAGAUUACGCAAGCUCGACCAUUUCUGAAGAUUAGCUCGUAGCUUUUUCUGGAAUUGGUGUUUUCAGAUGUCACCAACUUGUUUGCUUGAAGCGUGGAUGGUAUUGAAGGACCUCGUUGACGCGUGCCGAGCAAUCACUGGGUGUGUUGUAAGAAGCCUUCAUAUAUAUAUACAUGAAAUAAGUGUCUAGAUUAGACUCCAUGGACGAUAAAGGGUUGUACUUAAAAGGUUUUAUUGUGUUAACAUCACAUUCAUAUAUCUUACUUGUGUCUCCUGUAGUUGACAGUUUACACUAUUUAUGAACUUCACCAUUUGUACAGACUA